Molecule: messenger RNA, 2498 nt
Organism: Echinops telfairi (small Madagascar hedgehog)
Lineage: Eukaryota; Metazoa; Chordata; Mammalia; Afrosoricida; Tenrecidae
Gene: DNAI7
Product: dynein axonemal intermediate chain 7
Exons: 16
Coding region: 78-2252 (724 amino acids)
Cellular component (GO): axoneme
Molecular function (GO): beta-tubulin binding; microtubule binding
Source: RefSeq, a predicted model, not a curated record
CAACCAGGGAGCGUUGUCCACGCGGAUCCCAUUGACUUUCCAUUUGUCCCGAUUCGGAGAUCGUUUCUUGCAGCAUCAUGGGUCCUAAAGGAAAAAAGUCUGCCAAGAAGAAAAAUAAAAUCACCAAGGCCGAAAGAUUGAAGAUGCUACAAGAGGAGGAGGAGCGGCGACUGAAAGAGGAAGAGGAAGCUCGUUUGAAACACGAAAAAGAAGAAAUGGAGAGACUUGAGACAAAACGUAUUGAGAAAGAAAAAUGGCAAGCACUUGAAGCAAAAGAUCUAGAAAGGAGAAAAGAAGAACUUGAAGAACUUCAUUUUUUAGAAGAGUGUUAUCUUGAAGCAGAGAAAUUAAAAAAAGAAAAUAGAUUACUUUCUCAGUGGAAACAUUACAUUCAAUGUGAUGGAAGUCCUGAUCCCUCAGUACCCCAAGAAAUGAAUACUUUCAUUAGUUUGUGGAAAGAGGAAACAAGUGAGACCUUUGAGGAAGUAAUUCAGAAGAGUAAACUAGUGCUAAAUUUAAUUGAGAAACUGACAUUAAUUUUGCUGGAAACCCCAUCAUAUGAUUUGCAAGAUAAAAAUGUGAAACAGUAUGAAGGGUCAAUUGAAGAAUUAAAGGAGCUCCUCCACGCUAAGUUUAAUGUCGCCACAGGACUGCUUCUCAGACAAGCUAGUACUUUGGCAGAUCUGGACAGUGGAAAUAUGGAAAAAAUUAUUCAAGAUGAAAAUGUUACUCUUUAUGUGUGGGCAAACCUCAAGAAGAACCCAAGGUACAAAAGUAUCAAAUUCUCUGGAACCCAGGUUGGAUUUGAAAUCCCCAGGAUGCUAGCAACCUGUGACAUUGCGCUAAGACUCCUACAUACCCACUACGAUCACGUCACUCCACUGUGCUCUACUCUAAGACCGUUAAAAGCAGAACGACUUGCUUCUGCAGUAACUGACAUUACCACAGAUCAAGAUCAAAGUAGGAUAGAAGAAACAGCCAGCCAAGAGGAGCAAGAGGAGUCGAAACAACCAGAAGGAGGGUCUCUGGCAGUUAUUGAAGAAGGAAAGCUUGAGGAAGACGGUGAUGCUGUCAGACUAAAGAGUUUUGUUGUGGAAGAAUCUGAAGCCACAAAAUUUGAAGUGGAGAUGAAGUUAUUAAGUAAAAAAGUUCUAGCAGUCCAGUUGUUCCUGGUAGAGAAUACGUGUGAAAAGCCAAAAUUCUUUGAAGAACACGAGAUUGACUUAUUGCAGUUCACACCUCUGGGUGGAGUGUACCACUUGGAUAUUUUGGAGCUUCCCCCACAGUGGAAACUGGUGAAUGGCUGGAUGAUGGUAGAAAUACUCAAAGAAGGAUUACAGAGAUAUAAUUAUCCUCCAGAAACUUCCGAAGACUUGGAAAUAGAAAACAUCUUCCCACCAAUAGUGGUCACCAUCAAGGUUCAGGAAAAUGUAAUAUUUUUUGAGGAUCCGAUAGUGGCAAGGUGGGACCCAGAAGGGAAACAUUGGAGAACAGAUGGCAUCGACCGUGUAAUUUACAAUUCAGAAAGCAGACUUGUAACAUUCGACCUGGAUAUGCUUAGCCCUGUCACCUUGUUUCAAGAUACUCAUAUCAACAUGCCAUACCAGUCAUGGGAACUGAGGCCACUUGACGUCAACAAAGUACUUUUGACUGUGACUACAGUGUUCACUGAGAUUCAUAUUCACAUUAAGGAAAACCUCUGCAUGCUAGCUUCAGUCAAACUAAAGAAUAGAAAGCAUUUCUCAAUUUUGGACGGACAGUGGAUGAGUCCAGUUCCUUUCAUGCGUGCACUGAAAGAAGUUGGAUUGAAUAUCUUCCCUACCGUGUACUCUCAUUUUUACGUUGUGAUAAACAAUAAGAUUCCCAUGGUAGAAUUGAAAGCUUAUCGGCAAAUGGCCCUGCUAAGUUCUGCUUUUGCGUUCAGGUGGAGCCAGUGGAAUUUACAAUGCGAUUCCAACAAAGUUGUUUUCCAGGUGAAGGAACUCCUUGAUGAAGAACGUGAUACAGAGUCUUCCAAAUGGGCCCUUUUCAUGUUUAAUGGGGACAGGGCACAGAGACUGAAGAUCGAGGAGAGCAAUGAUACAUACUCCGAAGCACUUAUGGAUGAAACUGAGUUACAUUCAACUUUAUAUCACAUGGUUAAGGAUUCCGCUUCGGGAGAAGCCAUGGAGAAAAUUAGAAGGUCCAACUGCCAGUUUACUGAUUCUGUAUGCCAAAUGCUACUCUCUACAAGACUACUCAGCUAUUCCUAAUCCCCAUGGAUAUGAAAAAAUUAAGCAACUUAAAAAAAUCAGACAUUUCUUCAAUAAAAUGUAACCAGUGAAUAGAUUUCGAAUGACUAUUAAAGUGAUCUAAUUAGCAUUGUAACUCAAAUUGUAUUUUAAAUAAUGGGUACUUGUUUCCUUACUAAUUGUACUUGGUCUACUGAAAAUUUCAACAUUCACUGUUAGGAAGAUUUGAUUUUAAUUCACCUUUAUUUCAAUAAAUUUUAACAAAUG